Messenger RNA from Fusarium graminearum PH-1, 906 nucleotides. RefSeq lists its product as uncharacterized. NCBI's taxonomy places the organism in Eukaryota, Fungi, Ascomycota, Sordariomycetes, Hypocreales, Nectriaceae. The transcript is spliced from 10 exons. The record is from RefSeq and is a predicted model, not a curated record. Bases 1 to 906 code for a protein of 301 amino acids.
AUGACCAAUCUGGAAAACGGAGUGACUUUCGCGCGCUUGUGGUUUGUCCCGCGGCUGGGCGUGCGUACUUCCUACAAACAAAGCCGCAGCCCUGUUGUUGCAAGGACAGAUAUACCCGGCCGUCUUCAACGGAGUGUUAAUUCCGGGCUUGGGGCUCUAGUCUCCGAACCGAAGAUCGACAUUUGCCGUCCGCGGCACAUCCGUGUAAUUCCAGGUCCGCACCAUCGAGCAAUUGCCGGUUUACCUUUGGAUCUAACCCGUAUAAAAAAGGCCUCAAAGUGCCUAUCAGGUGGUGUGGCCAUGGUCUCGCCACUUGCACCCAUGGGCUUUCAAAUCGAGUUGUGCUUGCAGCAACAGAUGGUGAUGCGGAACGCAAUGCCCAACGGACAACAAUGCGCCGAGAACUGGCCUUGUUCCUUCAUUGAUGAUGAGUUGUGGCCUGCAUCUUACACGGCUAUGUGUUCUUGCCCACGUUACGUUGGUCCGAAUAUCCUUGUGAGCGCUUGGCACUCAACCCCUCUAGCGGCAGUUGCCCUUGCAAAGCCGAUGGGAAUCGUAGUAAGAUCGCAGCCUCGAGUCAAGGGGGUGGUUGAUCCUAAACACCGCAUUGUGGCAUCUGCGGCAUUUGAGCCAAGCCGCUGUCUCAUGAAUGGGACAGUGGUGGUGUCCUCUGGGGACUCGGCCGAGCGAGUGGAGGGAAAGUUGGAGAAAGGAAACAGGAAAGGGCCUACUAGUGGCUCUCGUAGGCAGAUUACCGAGGCCAUGUCGUUCCCUGCCACGCCCGUGCUCUCAUUGAAGGCAGUAUCCAGCGGCCGACGCCAGCGGGCGUCAGGAGGCCAUUCCCUUAAGUUGGUAGCCAACGGCAUGCAUGUGCCGCUUGGGUACUUGAGCUGUGUUUCUGGUUGA